AUGAAAGAAAUAAAUGUAGUUGAACUAAAGGUGUCUUUAGAAAACUACUCGAGCAAUAUGAUUAGGGUUGAUUGGUGUACGUUGCCCUCUGAUCUUCUCAUUGCAAUUGCACUCAAAUUAGAUUCCAUUAAUGACAUAAUAUAUUUCUCGGCGGUAUGUCGUUCAUGGAAUGAUGUGUUCACCAUGGUUAAAAAAGAGCUGAAUAAUUCCGCCACACCUUGGCUACUGCUAGCCGAUCCCAACCCGAAGAACGCGGUUUGUUCGGGUCGUAGUGAAAUCUUUGAAAUCAACAGCAUUAAGGGUUUAGAAUUGAAUAUCCCACAAGCCUAUAUGAGGCAGUAUUUUGGCUCCGCGUAUGGAUGGAUUGUAAUGAUGGGUUUAGGUUCGGACGAGUACGACAGACAAGUUUGGUUAUUUAACCCCAUCACUAAAGCUCAACUAACACUACCAUCCCUUGCAUCUUUGCCAGUGUUACGGAAUUCUUCUAUGAGUUUACGGUGUAAUGAUGAGUACCCCUUAAUGUCUAAGAAUGAUUCAUUAGCGGUAUCUCGCCCUGGAGAUAGAACUUGGAGAUGGACAAAGUGCAUGGUUAACUUUAGCCCUUCUUCACCUGUUUAUGCUAAUAAGCCUUAUUGUUCCAUUGUUAACCCUGAUUUUAUCAAUGUAACGUUGGGUUCUUGUGAACAAUCCUAUAUGGUCGAGUUAGCUGGUGAUUUAUUACUAGUAAUACGAUACAGAGCAAAGGAUGAAGCUGUUAAGAAACACUAUUAUACGUGCGAUUUUAAGGUGUAUAAACUUGAUCGUAGUGGCGACCAAAAGUGUUGGACUAUUGUUGAAGAUUUGGGUGAUUAUAUGGUCUUUAUUGGUAAUAACUCUUCUAUGAGUGUUCAUAAAUCAAAGUCCCCUAAUUAUCAACAUAAUGCUAUUUACUUUACCGAUGAUAUUAAGGGUUUCUGGAGUGAGCCAAAACCACGCCUUCAAGACAUAGGUAUGUUUGAUACGGGAUCUAGAGAAUUCAUACGGUUUAGUAAAGGCAACGAUAAGAUUUUUACGACUUUUAAACCUCUAUGGUUUAUGCCCAAGUUUUAG
Molecule: messenger RNA, 1089 nt
Organism: Chenopodium quinoa (quinoa)
Lineage: Eukaryota; Viridiplantae; Streptophyta; Magnoliopsida; Caryophyllales; Amaranthaceae
Exons: 3
Coding region: 1-1089 (362 amino acids)
Molecular function (GO): protein binding
Source: RefSeq, a predicted model, not a curated record